UAGUCAGCGGAAGCACGUGUGGUGGUGAGCGGUGGCUCGGUAUGAUCUCCCCGGGUGGCCGGUGCAUUUCCCGGGGCCACGCCUGGUGUCGCACCGAUUGAGCAGCUUCUGUACCCGUAUAUGAUACUAUGUCUCAGGACUCCUAUCACCCGCCGGCCAAGAAGUUCAAGCCGGGCUCCCCUCAUUCCAUUCACAGCUGGAAAGGAGCCAUGCAUCCCGGCCCCAGAAAGCAGCCGGUGCCCAUAGAGCAGCAGCGACGUAGUCUGCCCAUCUACCAGGCCCGGGCGCAGCUGAUAGGGCAGCUCCGGCAGCUGGAGAGCGCUGUCAUCAUCGGUGAAACAGGUUCUGGCAAGACAACUCAGAUUCCACAGUACCUGUAUGAAGCCAGCAUAGGGCGCCAGGGCAUCAUUGGCGUGACCCAGCCUCGCAGAGUUGCUGCUAUAUCUCUGGCAACAAGAGUAUCAGAAGAGAGAAAGACUGAGCUCAGUAAAGUGGUGGGUUACACUGUACGUUUUGAAGAUGUUACAUCAGAAGAGACCAAAAUAAAGUUCCUCACUGAUGGUAUGCUGCUUCGUGAGGCAAUAGGAGACCCACUUCUGCGCAGGUAUAGUGUGGUCAUCCUGGAUGAGGCUCAUGAGAGGACAGUGCACACUGAUGUUCUGUUUGGAGUUGUCAAAACAGCGCAAAAAAAGAGAAAGGAGCUUGGAAAGUUACCGUUAAAGGUUAUCAUCAUGUCAGCCACAAUGGAUGUGGAUCUCUUUUCUCAAUAUUUCAAUGGAGCCCCAGUUCUUUACUUGGAAGGUCGACAGCAUCCUAUCCAGGUUUUCUAUACCAAGCAACAUCAAAGUGAUUAUCUUCAAGCUGCCCUGGUUACAGUUUUUCAAAUCCAUCAGGAGGCACCAGCAUCUCAUGACAUUCUAGUGUUCCUGACUGGUCAGGAAGAAAUUGAGGCAAUGACAAAGACAUGCAGAGACAUAGCAAAACACCUCCCAGAUGGCUGUCCCCAGAUGACUGUAAUGCCACUUUAUGCCUCUCUACCACAUUUUCAACAGCUCCGUGUAUUCCAAAAUGCCCCAAAGGAUCAUCGCAAGGUUAUUCUUUCGACCAAUAUUGCUGAGACUUCCAUCACCAUAACAGGGAUCAAAUAUGUAAUAGAUACUGGCAUGGUGAAAGCAAAGAAGUAUAACCCUGAAAGUGGUCUUGAGGUUCUGGCAGUGCAGCGGGUAUCCAAAGCCCAGGCAUGGCAAAGAACUGGAAGAGCAGGUAGAGAAGAUAGUGGCAUAUGCUACAGACUCUACACUGAGGAGGAGUUUGAGAAGCUUGAGAAAAUGACCAUACCAGAGAUACAGAGGUGUAAUCUGACCAGCGUGGUGCUGCAGCUUCUUGUCUUGAGAGUCCCUAACAUCCUCACCUUUGAUUUUGUAUCAAAACCCUCACCAGAUUCCAUACAGUCUGCCAUUGAGCAGUUGGAUCUGCUUGGUGCUGUGGAAAGAAAGGAAGAUCAGAUCAUUCUUACACCGUUAGGGAAGAAAAUGGCUGCUUUUCCUUUGGAGCCUAAGUUUUCAAAGACUAUCCUCAUUUCCCCAAAAUUUCACUGUACAGAGGAGAUCCUGACUAUUUUAGCACUGUUGUCUGUGGACAGUGUUCUUCAUAAUCCAGCUGCCAAACGAGAUGAAGUACAAGCAGCGCGCAAGAAGUUCAUUUCUAGUGAGGGCGAUCAUAUCACCUUACUCAACAUCCACCGAGCAUUCAAAAACCUUGGUAAAAAUAAGGAGUGGUGCAGAGAGAAUUUUAUUAACGGCAGAAAUAUGGUGCUGGUUUCAGAGGUCCGUGCUCAGCUCAGAGACAUUUGUAUAAAGAUGUCAAUGCCAAUAGAGUCCUCAAGAACAGAUACGCGCAAUAUCCGGCAGUGCUUAGCUCAUGGCCUGUUUAUGAAUGCAGCAGAGCUUCAACCCGAUGGAACGUACACCACUGUUGAGACGCACCAACCUGUGUCUAUACACCCCUCAUCUGUUCUUUUCCACUGCAAGCCAGCGUGUGUCAUUUACAAUGAACUUCUUCAUACUUCCAAGUGCUAUAUGAGAGACUUGUGUGUUGUGGAUGCCGACUGGCUAUUUGAGGCAGCACCAGAAUAUUUCAGGAGGAAAUUAAAAUCUGCAAAGAACUGAAAAGCAACUCUAUUGCGUUUUAUUGUGUGCUAAAUGGGAUUUUGCUACAGUGGUCUACCACUGCUUAAUUCUGUACCUAUUCCUAUUCCUAUAGGAACUGGACUGACAGAUUAUGUUAUAAAAAUGUUUUUUUAUAUUCUUAUUCUAAAGGGUUAACAUUCAAUUUUCAGGUUAAUCUUAUCUUUUUUGGCUGCUGGAUAAAUCAUCCAUACACUGGGAAAGCUAUAUAGCUGACCUCAACCUUUGGACAUUUUUGGGCUAGGACCAUAUGCUGAUACUGGCCGGCAUGCCCGUCAUUGACUAGAGAUUGCUGUGUACCAGUGCAGAAAUUGGACUGAAUGGCAUUGCACAUUGACUAGAAAGGUGCUUUGACUCCAAAAUAACAAAAAAUUCCAAUACUGCAGGAUUUUAGCGAUUUUUGGACUCGCAGUCAGGGUACCUUAUCGCUUGCGCUGUUGUUCAAUUCAGUGGCUGCACUGUUACACAAUGAUGUUUUGUCGUGCGAUGUGUCAUUCCCAAGAUCACCAUGUAUUCCCAGUUUUACUUUACACCUCAUUUUAAUCUAUGUAAUGUUGAGUGUAGGUGACCAUAGACAUUAGAUGAAUAGGGUCCAAAGCCACCAUUUCAGCAGGACAAGCCAACCAUCUAAUGUGUAUGGGGUGUUUUGGAUUCUCAAACCUGGUUUAACCUUGUGUACACUUUGUGCUGAUGCUUUAGUUUGCUCUUCUCUUGGUGACAUGUUCCUUCCGUUGCUGAGACCCAAGUGAUCAACCUUGGCCGUGAGCAUCCCUUAAUUUCUAUAUGGAUGUAUUUGUUACUAUCUGCAAUGUACAGUCAGAGGGAGAAGUGUUGCCAUCCUUUAGAAGAAAUAAAAUCCUCGAGGGAGAUGUCACUUCAUUGUCCCGGUGGGAUCUGCUAUCAGUAAACACCUCUCACAUAAAGCCAUAAUCUGCAGGAUGAAACAACUUACCUUUAUUAUAUUGUCUCUGUAAAUAUAGUUUCAUGUCUGAUUACAAUUUCUCAGAACAUGUCUCUUAUAGUUAAAGGGAUAUGCCUGGUACAGGGUCGGAAGAGGUUGGUGCAUGACUUCUGCCUUUGGUGUUUGGCUCAUGCAGAAGGCAUAACAUAGAGUAUUUUUUCCAGGAGGAUUAAUAUUAAGAACUCCAGUAAAGAAGCUGAAGCCAUAGAAUAGGCAGAAUUAAGGGACUGAUGAGUGCCUGAAACUCAUGCUUGGAUAAAAUAGAGUUCCCCUUCCAUCUCUUUUUCCUGUAGUAUUUUUGUCUUUAUCAUGCUGUUAUCCAUAGUAGAAUACUGCAUAUUAGAAGGCAUAAGUAUUAAAGCCAAUAGCCAAUGCAAACUGCAAAUAUAAAGUCAGCACUGCAUGGCAUGCUAGAGUAGAAGAUAUAAUGAGGAUGCUGUGAUAGGCAAUACGUCAUAGCAUGUAAUAUGCCUUAUAACUUCUUUUCCACAUUCUUCAGUAUCCAUCAGGUUCAAAGGCCUGCCUUCCACCAUGGCAAGUAUACAGCCACCCUUUUACGUCUGGGCAAUACAAUAGACUAUUUUUAAGAAGUGUUUGUAAAGUGAGAAUGUGUGCCUUUUAAUGAUCAAGCCGAUGAUUUUAACAAAGGUUGCUCAGGGAUGUGCACCAUGGGAUUCUCUGAGGGUCUUAAAACACAGGAGUCUCAUUUGUAGGUUUCAGUUUGUCAGCUGAUGGUUUCACACGUGUUUGUUUGUUUUUUU
Molecule: messenger RNA, 3908 nt
Organism: Bufo bufo (common toad)
Lineage: Eukaryota; Metazoa; Chordata; Amphibia; Anura; Bufonidae
Gene: DHX33
Product: DEAH-box helicase 33
Exons: 12
Coding region: 129-2168 (679 amino acids)
Biological process (GO): positive regulation of transcription by RNA polymerase I
Cellular component (GO): intracellular anatomical structure; nucleolus
Molecular function (GO): RNA binding; ATP binding
Source: RefSeq, a predicted model, not a curated record